AUAAUCUGGAUACUUAAUUAUUGUUAGAACAUGUACAUACAUAUAUAAAUAUGAAAUACCGAAAUGCAUUUUUAUUUCUCUUUAAGCUGGAACGAAAUAAUAAGCAAUAUAAAUUAAAAAAAAAAUAACGUUUUUAACAAUUUCUUAUUAAGAAUGGAUCGUGAUAAAUUUUUGGCAAGUCUUAAUGAGACUUCUAGGACCGGAAACUGGUACAAAAAACUUAAAGAUCUUACAAUAGAUCAAAAAUAUGAAGUAGAAGAAUUUUAUUUUAAAGAUGAUACUAACAAAGAAGUUAUAUGCAAAAUUAAAGACCCUGAAAACGAUGGAAAAUCAAUUUAUAUUCAAAUGCCUGAGAGAUGGUCGACAAAAGUAACAACAGAAGAACAUAUCAAGAUUCUGAAUGAAGAAAAGCGUUUUUUAAAGUAUUCCGGGCAAGAUAAGGAACGCGAAAAAUUAUCAAUUUUCGAAUUGACAAAAUAACAAAACUCUUCUGCUUCACAAGAUUUAUUAAAUAAAA
This is a messenger RNA of Condylostylus longicornis, 517 nucleotides long. RefSeq lists its product as uncharacterized. The record is from RefSeq and is a predicted model, not a curated record. Bases 154 to 480 code for a protein of 108 amino acids. Lineage: Eukaryota; Metazoa; Arthropoda; Insecta; Diptera; Dolichopodidae. The transcript is spliced from 2 exons.